AAUCACAACCCGAAGUAAUAAAAAUGAUUGUUCAACUACUAAGUAUUAUCCUGCUAGCGCAAGGACUGGUAGCCGCCCCGACCGAGAGAAUCAUCAAUGGAACAGACACCACGAUAGAGCAGAACCCGUUCAUGUUCUCGCUGCGCUCAGCAGCCGGUAGCCACUCCUGCGGUGGAAGUAUCCUAUCGAAUUACUGGCUGCUCUGUGCAGCACAUUGUGUCAACGAGUACACUAGCCCGAUGCUCCAAACAAUUCAAGUUGGUCGAACCGAAAUAACCAAACCGGCCGAUGAAUCUGUGUUCCAAAUCGAUCAGGUUAAAAUCCAUCCCAAUUACAAUCCAUCCGACAGCUACGUGAACGACAUCGCUGUGAUCAAGCUGAAGAAUCCGUUGGUGUUUAGCAACGCUAUCCAACCGGUUCAGCUGCCAGCACCGUUUUUCGAAGUACCAGAAUCGAACCCGGAAGUCACGCUGUUGGGUUGGGGCGUAACCGACGACGGAGCUGUCGCUUCGAUUUUGCAGAAAGUUGAUUACUACGUGGUACCGAACGAUGAAUGCAAUCAAAUUCACACCUACACGAUCCAUCCUGGCCACAUUUGUGCGGCGUAUCCUGGCGGCGGCAAGGGGCAGUGCAGUGGUGACUCUGGCGGCCCCUUGAUGCACAAUGGAGUACAAGUGGGAAUCGUGUCGUGGAGUAUCAAACCUUGUACUAUUGCUCCUUAUCCUGGGGUGUUGACCAAAGUUUCCCAUUACAUUGACUUCAUUCAGGAGAACACUGAUUUGGAUUUAACUGUAAAUGAAAUUUGAUGUUAUGAGAUGCUUUAAUAAAUGA
This is a messenger RNA of Armigeres subalbatus, 831 nucleotides long. RefSeq names its product chymotrypsin-1-like. Gene Ontology annotation, molecular function: serine-type endopeptidase activity. Bases 24 to 806 code for a protein of 260 amino acids. The record is from RefSeq and is a predicted model, not a curated record. Lineage: Eukaryota; Metazoa; Arthropoda; Insecta; Diptera; Culicidae. The transcript is spliced from 2 exons. Gene Ontology annotation, biological process: proteolysis.